UUCCUCUAUCUGAAUGACUCCCUUUGAAGCUCUUUAUGGGAUCAAGCCUCCUCAGCUCUCAUUAGAUCUUUACCAGCAGUCCAAUGUGGCUGCAGUCGAAGAAUUACUACAGCAUAGGUACCAACUAAAUCAACAGCUGAAAGAAAACUUAGCACAAGCAGGAGCAAAGAUGAAACUAUAUGCUGACACGAAGCGUUCUGAGAGGUCUUUUAAUGAAGGAGAGUGGGUCUUUGGACCAUAUCAGAUUACCAAGAAGAUAGGCACAGUGGCAUACAAAUUGGCACUUCCUGCCAGCUCCAGAAUUCAUCCAGUCUUUCAUGUUUCAUUGUUCAAGAAGAAGUUAGGUGACAGGGCAAUGCCAGUACUUCAAUUGCCUGAUGAGAAUCGGUCUAAACUACCAACAUAUCAUCCAUUAUCCAUCUUACAGUCCAGGACCAUUACUCGUAAAAAAAUAACACCACCAUCCAGUGGCUUAUUCAUUGGUCAAAUUCUACUCUAGAUUGUGAAACCUGGGAAGACA
Messenger RNA from Olea europaea var. sylvestris, 520 nucleotides. RefSeq lists its product as uncharacterized. Lineage: Eukaryota; Viridiplantae; Streptophyta; Magnoliopsida; Lamiales; Oleaceae. Bases 14 to 499 code for a protein of 161 amino acids. The transcript has 2 exons. The record is from RefSeq and is a predicted model, not a curated record.